GUAAAACUCUUGUGCAAUAAUCAUAUAUUAUUUUCUCAAAAUAUUUGUAAUCCCUGAUUUUGUUUCGAACUAAAGGUAUGGUAAAUUUGGCGGAUACUCUUAUGUUAAAUGCGGUGACGGAUGGCACAAUGAAUUUCUUACGCCAUAUAGGAAUUUUUAAGUCCAAGUCUACGCCGCAAGCACAACCACCGAUCAUAGUGAAAAUGCCGCUGUGGCAGCUGGCUCAAGAGUCCGGGCCGUUCGUGAGGCUCGCAGGGAUAAGUGGAGCAACGGCAGUCGUGCUUGGGGCUAUGGGAGCUCACCGGACAUUCCCUGACACUGAUGCCAAAGAAGAUCUAAAAAAAAUCUUUGAAACUGCCAAUAGAUUCCAUUUCCUCCAUACUUUGGCUCUAGUCACUGUGCCACUAUGCAGAAGGCCUUACAUUGCUGGUGCAUUCUUUAUAGUUGGAAUGGGCAUGUUUUGUGGGACAUGCUACUACCAUGCUUUCACUGGAGACCGAAGCCUAAGACGGCUGACACCCAUCGGCGGAUCUUGUCUUAUUCUGGGUUGGAUGGCAAUGGUACUGUAAACUUGACAAUUGUAACUACAUUUUGUGGUUUAUAUUCUUGGAAUAGGUUAUGUAAAAGGAUAUGUUAGGUGUUUUUCAUUAAGGUAAUUCCAAACUAUUUUCGUUAUUAUUUUAGGUUGAAUACCUAGGUUGAAUAGAAUGGUUGUAGUGUAAAUAAUUUACUUUAAGUGCGAGUUUAGCAUUGUAUAGUAGUAUUAAAAUCUUGUACCCAAUUUUUAGAAUGGAUACUAAUUUGUUACAUAGCAUCACGUAACAGAACAAAGGAUUAUUGUAAGGUUUUGUUUAUAUAAUGUGUAUUUUCUAUUUUUGAAAUUACUGACACCGAUUGUUCUCAAUAAUUAUCAGGGAUCGGAA
Messenger RNA from Hyposmocoma kahamanoa, 923 nucleotides. RefSeq names its product transmembrane protein 256 homolog. The record is from RefSeq and is a predicted model, not a curated record. Bases 78 to 569 code for a protein of 163 amino acids. NCBI's taxonomy places the organism in Eukaryota, Metazoa, Arthropoda, Insecta, Lepidoptera, Cosmopterigidae. The transcript is spliced from 3 exons.